Cuscuta epithymum is the source of this 999-nucleotide messenger RNA. NCBI's taxonomy places the organism in Eukaryota, Viridiplantae, Streptophyta, Magnoliopsida, Solanales, Convolvulaceae. The record is from the annotation of a GenBank genome assembly.
CCCCUUCGGUGGAUCGGUCCACCCUUAGCCGGUUCGGGGACGAAGCCCUCGAGCUCAAGGCCCUUCAGGCCUCGGCCACUGCUAGCUUGGCCUUCGGGGAACUUGUCCGCAGGGCGGAACAGCACCGCCUCGAGAAGGCGAAGUCUGACGAGGUGACGAGGAAGCUCAUUGCCAAUAAUACCGAGGCCAUCAGGCAGCUCACUGUAUUGGAAGAGGCCCUUCGGCAGGCCGAGCAGAAGCUGGAGGGGGCCAAGAAUGAGGCGAGGGCCGAGGGCAUCGCCAAGGGGAAGGCUGAGGCAGAGAAGGCUGCCGCUGAGGCCGCCAUAGCAGCCGCCGAGGAAGCCGACAGGGCCAAGGCCGAAGCCGUUGCUAAAGCCGCCGAGGAUGCCGUUGCCUCUUAUGUUGCCGAGGGGUGGAAAUCUGAAGAGCAAAAACCGUGGCUGGCUUCGGUCGUGGAGACUUCGGUGGAUGAUUGGGUCAAAGGCCCCGGGGCCAUGUGGCUUGCUCUGAAGGGCAAAAGCUUUUAUGAGGGGGGCCAGUACUUCACACAGGUUAUGCUGUAUCGGAGGCUUGCCCGGCACCACGGAGUGGAUCCCAAAGAAUUUGACCCGGCUGCUCACGGUCUCCCCCCUCUCCUGCCGGACGUUCGAGUUCCCUUGCCCGAAGGUGAAGAAAGGCAGCUUUUGGAGGACUCUGAGCUGGAUAGGCUGGCUUCGGACGAUGAAGAAGGAGCCGCGGAUGACGCCUCCUCGAAGCCGAAAGAGGAUGGAGCUGAAGAAACCCAAGCCUGAAUUUUCCUAAGUAUAACUUCUGUAAUAGCACUAGGCCUCGGCUCCUGCCAUGUCUUUGUAAUGAAAUACAUUUUUGUACUUUAAAUAUUUUUUCUUGGAUGAAUGAAUGAUCGCCUUCGGGCUUUGUGAAUGAAUGCUUCCUUCAUUUUGAACUUGAAUGUAUGCCCCUGUUUCUCUUCGCGUUUGUGUAUGAAUGAAUGUAUGUUCU